GCAGCCAACUCGGGGCCUCACGCUGCAAAAGGCAGCGCCAUUUUGGGGACUUUUUUACACGAUGUUGUGUGAGAUUUCGCGGAAAAGAUUGAGUUUUGCCUGAGGUGGCUGUAAAGAGGCUCCGGGACAAAUAUGUGGCCCAAACUGUUGGACCUCUCUAGAGAUGAGUGCAAGCGAAUUCUACGUCGACUAGAAUUGGAGGCCUAUGCCUCCCUCAUCAGUGCCUUCAGGGCACAGGGAGACCUCAGCAAGGACAAGAAAAAACUCCUGGAUGAGAUUGCCAAGGUGUUGAGCAUCUCCACAGAGAGACACAGAGCUGAGGUGCGAAGGGCUGUCAAUGAUGAGUCCCUCAGUACAGUAGCAGAUGUACUCUCUGGUCCCAACUCCACCUAUGAGUGGUCAGUGGAGGGGCGGAGACUGGUGCCACUCAUGCCACGUCUCGUGCCGCAGACUGCCUUCACAGGACUGGCCAACACAGCAGCCAACAUUGCUGCUGCACACAACUCUACACUGCCUGAUCCUGCUGAUACUGCCAAGAAAGAAGUGCCAGGCACCAGUGGUGUCAGUUCAGGGACCAUGAAGUCACCACGAUCAGCCAGCCCCCCCUCUGGAGUAGUGGUGCUGCCCAGCGGUGCCACCAUUACAGUGAAAGGAGAAAGAGAAGAUGAGAUGGAGAUGGAGACCAAAGGCAGAAGAAGAAAGAGGACCAGUUCUUCCUCCACUCCUCACCCCGCUUCUGGGGCUUCUUCAAGAACUGUGGAAGCUCGACCCUUACUCCUGCCAACUUCUUCUAACAUCAGGGUGUCCCAGGGAACUGCGUCGUCACAUUCCAUGAGCCCUGUGAAGAUCACCCUGGCCAAAACACCACCACCAAAAAGUUCCAUGGCUCCCACAGCUACACAGAAGAUAAUUAUCGUCAGUAGCCAAUCGUCUGGGCCGUCUUUUAUGCCCAAUAUCCUGCGCAGCAGCCAUCCCGCGUCCACCUCCACCACACUAGCGCGUAUUCUCCCCGGGAACGUCAGCAGCUCAGCCUCCAGCCCCAUGGCCAGGAUCCCCUCCAUCCUGCUGCCGCACACCCCCACAUCCAGCAGUGGUUCGGCCUCAGGGUCCCUGCUGGCCGGGGUGGGAAGCCCCACAUCAUCAUCAGCUGGUGCAACAGCCUCUGUUGUUGGAACCUCCACCACAGCCUUUCUGUCCAGUACUCUGGCCGGAACUAAGCCGCGGGUCAAGACGGUGACCAAGCAGGCAACACAGACGCGUGUGGUGACCACCCAGUUGCCCAUGUCGCAGAUCCCAGGCGGUCAGCCCCCCAGAACCAUGUCACCAGGCAGUAAACCAACCAUACAGAUCAAACAGGAACCAGGCACAGGAGUGAAGAUCAUCACCCAGACCCUCCCAGGGAGUAAGAUUCUCCCCAAGCCUGUUACCGCGGCAACCAGUUCUGGCCCCCAGGUCGUCAUGGUGACCACCACAUCGUCCAUGGCAACUAGACCUGUCGGCGCAGGCACCACUACAGUAUAUGCCCAGAAUAACGGAAACAGAGCCAUUGUGAACCCAGCUAUCGGCACACGGGUAGUGACCAUGCCCACAUCAACACCCUCUGCAGGAAAGGCCACCCCUCCCCCUACCAACAUCAUAACUGUUACCCCAAAAACUGUGCAGACCAUGCCGCUUACAGUAACAAGAACACUGCCUUCAGGUGCUACGCCCUACACCAUCGCGAAAGCUGGUCCUUCGUCGGCCGGUAAGCCCAGCGUGAUCGUUGUACAGCAGGCAAAAACGAUCAAAACACAACACGGCAAACCCAUCACUGUGGUAACCACCUAUAUCACGCAGUCUACCCCCAGGCCCACCUUUGUGUCCACCAUAGCUGGUCAGAGUCUGGGGAAGGGCAUGACACUGACCAAGGCACAGCCUCAGCAGAUCAAGACUAGGGUUGUGAUCCGGCCAAGGACACCUGAUCAAGGCUCUCUGUCCUUGAGCCAGCAGCAAAGCAUUCUGGGAGGGAUUGUUGAGGGGAUCGUGAUCCAGAGACCGUCGUCCUCCUCCCCGCGAGCGCCGCGGGACUCCCCCGGGACCGGGGACGAUACCAGCUCCGUCAGCUCAGCUGGCAGCGAAGAUGUCGUCAAAGUCCAAAGAGCUGGCCAGUCUCCAGGUGCCAGCCAAUCAGCACCCAGCUCUCGUGUGACCAAUCAGUGGGUGGAGAUGGACGCCGCCCUGGACAUCGGGUCCUCUCAGUCCCAGGGCACCGUGCAGAUGAGCACCUCUCAGUCCCAGAGUGUGCAGGGGGAGAGUUUCAGCUCGGCCGCCUCCACCAUCAAGGCUUUGCUGGAGAUCCAGAGUGGCUCUAAGGUUAGCCACACCGAGUUGUCUCAUGCCCGUAGUUUGCCCGCACAGGACAAGCCGCGUCAAUCCACUAUUGACCUGAGUCAGAUGGCUGUUCCAAUCUCACUGCAGCAGCAAGGGCCCCAGACUGUGGCUGCCUCACUGCAGGGCGAGAUGGCACCUGAAUUUUUUGCCACAGAAGUGGUGCAGCAAGAUCAGACCCCUGCUGCUGAGGCUGUCCCCAGAACUGCACAGCCCCCCUCUGGAAGACAAGGCAUCCGCAUCUCCACAGCCCAACACCUGCUGGCUGAGGCCCACAGGAAGAUGCAGCAGGGGCAGGUGCUCGGGAGGGAGGAGGCUAGCCUUUUGGAAGAGUCCUACGAAGGCUUCACCCUUGACCCACAAACAGGGCUGUUCUAUAAGGAUGAAGAGUCUAUCGGUGGUAUUGAGAGCAAAAUGCUGCACGAUAUAAAGGUCCAGACCACCACUGCCUCAGGUGAACCCCGGACCUACACUCUGACUGAGUGGUUCACCGGACUGUCCGGGGAUCGACCAACAGCCAACCAGCAAGGCCAGCCUUCCUCCUCUGAUGCCACGCCGCCCUCGGAGCCAAAAGUCGUGGCCGUGCCCACGGAGAAAAUCCUGGAGUCAGCUCUGUCUGCGAGCUUUACCUCUACAGAACUGGAGUAUCUCAGAUCAGGGGGGAGAGGACUGGAUAGCUCGGCUGAAACCGGCAGCUUCGCAAGCGUCAGGAUGCCAUCUUCGAUCGAGCCCCUCGCCACGCAGAGUUUGUCGGGGUUGCAAGAGGUCAGUAGUACUCAGGACAGCGCCCAGUCGCAGAGCAUUCUCCCUUUGGAGUCCUCAACACCCGUGCAGGAACCUGGGAAGGGGAUUGCUGAAAGCCCAGGGACAGAGAGCACACUUGAAACGAAUGCCGGGAGCGAGAGAAAAAUGGAGUCGCGAGACCGCGGCAACAUAUUUGAGAACAUAGUCGCGAGCGUUCAGGCGGAUUCAAACACACUCCAGCAGAGAAGCGCUGUGUCUGUUAGCAAACCGGAGUUUACCACGCUUCGGGAUUACGUGCAAAGUACGAUGGGGAAAAAAGUUUCAGUGGAGCCAGUUUUGCCAACACAACAAGCGCCUAUGGAUGCCCCCGACCAUUUCUCUCAGGACAACCUUCAGGACCUCUUGGAGCUGUUGGGACAGGCAACGAGCACCUUAGCCAGCUUUGACCAGCCGUCCUCGUCCAAGACCACAGUGAUGGUGGAGCCGAGUGGGUUUGACCCCAGCAGCCUGAAGAUGGAAGACUUCACCAGUCAGAGGGUGGAGGCAGAGAGCUUUACUAAGGACGACCCUGAGGACAGGGACAAGGGCAGUCCUGACAGCACCAUCCUCACUCCUACUAGUGUCUCCCCUUCCCAGGAGCGGAUGGUGUCCCCGGCGCGCAUGCACCACCCGUCCGGCAGCAGCUCUGGGAACGAGAGCCUGGACACGCCCAUGCGCGCCAGCAAGAGGAAACGCAAGGCCCCGCCCCCUCUGGACGAGGACCCGCCCCCUGCCUCACUUCCAAGCUGGGCAAGAGCUGCCCUGGGGCUGCUCCACCGAGUGUCCAAGUUUCGAGGGUCAGGAAGACUGAAGGGAGAGAUGGGGGCAGCAGAGUGGUUUAUUCACCCAGUUGACCCUGCGGUGGCCCCUGACUACUACAACAUCAUCAAACAACCCAUGGACUUCAGCACCAUCAAGAAGAAACUAGAGGGGGGUCAGUACAGCAGUUUGGAAGAGUUCCAUGCAGACAUGCAGCUGAUCAAGUCCAACUGUUUCCAGUACAACCCCCCGGGACACGAGGCACGGCGCGACUGUGAGGAGGUCUUCAACUUCUACCUGCACGAGUAUGGCAAACUCAUGGACAAGUGCAAGACUGUGGUGGUUGUUCCCAAGUCUCCAAAGAAGUUCAAGUUGGAUGUAUCCAAGAGUCCAAGCAAGAGUCUAUAACACUCAUCUUUAACUCUGGGGGGCUUUAGAUUUAGAAUCACCAGAAAUUUUCGAUCUCCAAUAAACUUGCAAUAGAGAAAUAUGAAAGAAACAAAAGUGAAGCUGAUUUCAGUUGAUCUACUACUUCACUGCUGGUGGCAGAGAAGACAAACACUAUGUACAG
This is a messenger RNA of Branchiostoma belcheri (Belcher's lancelet), 4480 nucleotides long. RefSeq names its product BRCA2-interacting transcriptional repressor EMSY-like. The record is from RefSeq and is a predicted model, not a curated record. Lineage: Eukaryota; Metazoa; Chordata; Leptocardii; Amphioxiformes; Branchiostomatidae. The transcript is spliced from 26 exons. Bases 133 to 4317 code for a protein of 1394 amino acids. Gene Ontology annotation, molecular function: protein binding. Gene Ontology annotation, biological process: regulation of DNA-templated transcription. Gene Ontology annotation, cellular component: nucleoplasm.